GGUGCCCCGCGAUCGUCGACCGCGCGCGGCCAGCAGCGCGCGUGUGACCGUGUGUUUACCCAAGUGUCAAACCAGCCCCGUAUUGUACGCGCGCGUGUCCGCCGUGUCGCCCGCCCGUGUCCCCGCGGCCGAUCGCUCGUGAGAGACGGUGCCGACGGACGGUGGCACGGACGACGUUGGCGCGGCGCGCGUCAAACCGCGGACGCAUCACACCCGGCCGUUCGUCGAUCCAUCCCCGCGCGACGGUGCGCAUUGUACGUACAUACGUCCGCGUGCGCGCACAAUCGUCGGCGACGCGAGGAGUCCGCGAAGGAACGAGCGGAUGCGAGAAGGGGAGAAGGCGAAGGACCGAGUCGGGACCUCACGAGGAGUACGAGGACAAGACAGCGGCUCUCCUUCGCGCGGCGACGGCGGCGGGCAGCAUGCCCGAGCGCACCGCGCGGGCCCCGCUGCACCCGGAGGACGAUGCGCCCCAACGUGGAUCCCGCGACCGACGGAGGAGAUAGGACACUUUUCUGAUUUAGAGAAAACUUUGUGCAAUAGACGGAAAUGAUAAAGCAGCACUUGUGAAACUAUUGCAAUAAAUAUGCUGAAAUACUCAAGAGGCACGAGAAUAUUUACAAUACGCUGAAAACCUUGGAUUUUUGUCAGAACAAGGAAACUAAGUUACUGCCUACCAACAAUAGCACACCCACGCCUGUCUGUCACCUGUUCAGUGAAUGUUGUGAUAAUAAUUUAAUGCUGUCGGAAAGGCUCCAUUUGACAGUCCGGGUUAAGCGCAUGAUGUUCAAAUAAAGCAGGCUAUUCUACGACUCUAUAAAUACUCUAACGCUUAAUGAACAAAUCAGGAACAAUGACCUAUCGAAUUGACUGAACGUAUAAAUCUAUUGAAAAGAAAAAGAAAUAAUUCCAACGACUCUAUUUUAUUACAUUAAUAAUUAUUAACGAUUGGAAUACUCUACGAUAUAUUGAGAAAGACCUAGGAAUAAUUUUGAAAGGGCUUUAAAAUUUCUUAUUGAUAUGUUUUAUGACCACGAGAGAUGCAAAUUUUUAUUUUAUAUCACACAGAUUUAUUUUUAAAACUUUAAGUUGAUACACGUUAUUAAAGUUGGUUACCUCUCAAAAUCUCGAGCCAAUUGGCAAGUGUAUUUGGCAAAAGUAAAUAAUCCCAAAUUGUAUCAAAAGUAUAGUAGAAUUAACGCGUGUAAAUAAUCAUAAACAUUGACGUUGUAUUGUUGCAAGCUUGUAAAACAAAAUGUAUAAUAAUUAUUUUAAACGCUUAAAUCAGUGGUUGUACAUAACGAGUAAACAAGAAGAAGGGGAAACAACGUAUUUGAAAUAUUAUAUAGAUGACAGAGGACAUACUUGCUAACAACCCUCUUCGAUACAAGGGUUAAAAAAAAUGGACAACAGUGGGUCUGGAGUGGUGCAAGUAUUCGUGGGUGAAUGGAGCCCUGAAUAUGAGGCGCUCUCCAUUAAAGCCACAAAACAAACUUCGUCAGCCGAGAUAGUAGAAUGUAUUAUUGAAAGACUCGGACUGAUGGACGCUUCUGUUUCGAAUGGCUACGAGUUAGCGGAAGUGGUAGGGAAUUCUGUUGGGCAGGAAUGUAAGGAAAGAAGACUCGGCCCGGCUGAGUGCCCCGUAGCACUAAUGUUACUGUGGCCAAAAAAUGAUACUCAGCAAGAAUAUUACAGAUUUUACCUACGAAAAAAGCAACCAGACUACUUGUGGUCUGACAGUAGAUUUCCUAUGGAUCCUCAACUCCUAAAGGACUAUUUUAAUAGAUUCCUUUAUCAACCACGUGACAAGGAAUAUCCAGAUCUGUGUCAGCUUCCAGAUCUGAACGAACAAACCCUAUUGGAUAAUCUGAGGGCAAGGUUUUUGGCUGGCAACAUAUAUACUUAUGUCGGCAGCAUACUAAUUGCCUUGAAUCCAUUCAAAUUCUACCCUAUCUACAAUCCGAAAUAUGUCAAGUUAUAUCAAAACAGAAGGUUGGGUCCGGACAUACCUCCUCAUAUAUUUGCCAUAGCCGAUGCAGCUUAUCAUUGUAUGCUUAAGGAGAAGAAGAAUCAGUGUAUCGUUAUUAGUGGUGAAAGCGGUUCUGGUAAAACGGAAUCAACGAAUUUUUUGUUACAUCACUUGACAGCGCUUAGUCAAAAGGGUUCACAUGGCAGCGGUGUGGAACAGACAAUACUCAGCGCUGGACCUGUUCUAGAAGCAUUUGGCAAUGCGAAAACGGCCCAUAAUAACAACAGCAGUCGCUUUGGAAAAUUUAUCCAAGUAAAUUACAAGGAAAAUGGAAUGGUCCAUGGCGCUGUGGUACAAAAAUACCUUCUGGAGAAAUCAAGGAUUGUUUCUCAAGGACGAAAUGAAAGGAAUUAUCACGUGUUUUAUUACCUAUUGGCUGGCGCGAACGAGCAAGAGAAACAGCUAUUGCACUUGGAGAGCUGUGAUCGGUAUAAUUACUUAAAUAAAAGCGGUUGCUACGGACUGGAAAAUAUCGACGAACGACAUGAAUUUUCGAGAUUAAAACAGUCUAUGGAAAUGGUGGGCUUUACAGCAGAGAAGCAAAGGCGACUCUUCGCAGUUCUGUCGGCAGUCCUUUUGCUAGGUAAUGUUGAGUUUCAUCCAAGAAAGUCAUAUCAUCAUCAUGACGAAGCUGUAGGCGUUAAAAAUCCAGAAGUAGUUGCAUUGAUAUCGGAGCUUCUCCGAGUGAAACAAGAAACUCUGUUGGCUGCACUCACUGCCAAACGUGCAAGAGCUUCCGGAGAGACUUUAGUUAUUAACUAUAGGCUUCCCGAAGCGAUUGCGGCACGCGAUGCCAUGGCAAAGUGUCUGUACGGAGCUUUAUUUGAUUGGAUUGUGCUGCAGGUGAAUCAUGCCCUGCUUUCUAAAAAAGAUACUCUCAGAGAUCAUCAAGGCAAUAGUAUAGGUGUAUUAGAUAUAUUUGGCUUCGAAGAUUUCAAAACAUGCAACAGUUUCGAGCAAUUGUGUAUCAAUUACGCAAAUGAGCAAUUACAACAUUACUUUAACCAACAUGUUUUCCAAUACGAACAACGAGAAUAUAGAAAGCAGGGAAUUAGAUGGACAGACAUAGGAUACAGCGACAACUCCGGAUGUCUCAAUCUCAUCGAAGGAAAACCGAGUGGUCUCUUGUGUCUUCUUGAUGACCAGUGCAACUUUCCUGGUGCGACAAACGAGACGUUGCUACAGAAAUUUAACUCUGUGCAUAAAGAUAAUCCGUUCUAUGAGGCACCGCAGCGCCGAGAAGCGGCGUUUGUUGUACGUCAUUACGCCGGUGCGGUCAAGUACCAAGCAGCUAAUAUGAGAGAAAAGAAUCUAGACUUAAUGCGACCCGAUGGCGUAGUUGGAGUGUUGAAAAAUUCCUCCCUUGCUUUCGUGCGGGAGUUAGUCGGCGCUGAUCCGGUUGCCGUAUUCAGGUGGGCCAUACUGCGGGCCUUCUUUCGCGCACACUUUGCAUUUCAAGAAGCCGGUCGAGCACACAGACAUGGUAGAGUUGAUGGAACCAAGACGUCUGUACAAAACAGGUACAGAACACCCAACGAGAAUUUAAUAAGUUCACACAAACAUACUCGCCCACCAAGUUAUCAGAAGCAACGCAGUGUAUGUUUACCACCGGCCACUACUCCUUCUGCUACAUUAUCUUCUAUACAAACCGAAAACGACAAUAUAAACAACAAUCGUCUAUCAUGGCCACAAUUUAGAAACAUUAAUCAGACGCAACACCCGUCAAACGUUGCGUCGUCGAAGGGUGGUUACAUAUUAAGGGGCAGGGAAGACCAGUCCCAUAGUAAUAAUAAAUUCAGACGAGAUACUCACACACCGCUAGAGAGGGUGCUUCCAAAAGACGAAGCAAACGUCAUGGAACGCGCUAAUCAGAUUGUCAUGAAAAAUAAGUCAUUUCGGCCGAGGGAACGUGGCAAGAAAGGUCUGAAAAAUCUGCAAACUGUAAAGACACUCGCAGGAAGAACUCAGAGUUACGGUACUGGACCGGGAAAAGCCAGAAAACAACCUAUGACUGUUUCCGCACAAUUUCAACAGAGUUUGCAUAGCCUGAUGGAUACUCUGAAUCAGGCAAAUCCUUUCUUUAUUAGGUGUAUUAAGAGUAACGCUAAUAAAGUGCCGAAUGAAUUUGAUGAGGAAACGGUACAACGACAGCUGCGCUACACGGGCAUGUUGGAGACUGUCAGAAUAAGGCAGGCCGGUUUCAACGUGCGAUUAACAUAUGAGGAAUUUAUACAACUCUAUCGAAUGCUACUUCCUAAGGGUCUUCUGAGCUCGCAGUCCGACGUGAGGGACUUCCUACUGACUCUCAAUCUCAACAGAGAUAAUUAUCAGUUGGGUACUACCAAGGUCUUCCUCAGAGAGUCUGAAAAGAUCAAACUAGACAUUGAACUUCAUCAACAAAUCAUAACGAGCAUUACCACCAUACAGAAAUGGUUCCGCGCUUGUUUGGAAAGGAGGAAGUUCCUUAGAUUAAAGAAUGCCGUUGUACAAAUACAAUCUUUCUGGAGAAUGGUCUCAGCACAGCGACUAGCUCAGGUUCUUCGUGCAAGAACCGAAGCCGCAUUACAUAUACAAAAUGCUUGGAGAGCAUACAAACAACAUAACUGGUUUAAAAAGCUGAAGUCAUGCGCGAUUACCUUCCAGGCAUACGUCAGAGGAAAUAAUGCCAGAAAAAGAUUUAAUGAAAUGAAAAGACGAAAAAGACUUUUACCAGACAAAAUUCAAGAAGUCAAAAGAAUUCAAGAAUACAAGGAACUUAUGUAUGAUAGAGUAUGCGCCAAAGAUAGCGAAGAGUUUACGGAAGAUCGAAGUCUGACAGAGUAUGGUGAAUCACCUCGAAAAAUAGAAUCUCAAAAUCGACUCACGUCACCAAGGAGCGAUAACGCGUAUCGAGACAGCACUUUGGAUACAAAUAUCUCGUAUUCCAAACGAAAGCUCACUCCGAACAAGCGAAUUUUGCACGACGCAACGUUGAAGAACACCGAAACCUAUCAUUUCGACGAGAUGACAGAGCGUAAAAGUAGUCUCGAGAGUUUGACUAGUCUGAGGAGUUACGAAUCUCAAGCCAGCGUCAACAGUUCUGAAUCGCAAGAGAAUUCCGGCUCGAGACCUGUGCCGAGCACCAGGACGAAACGCGGUGAUCAUUCGCCGGCGGUCGCAUCGAAUGUAAAUCUAACGUCGAGUCGACUCUCUUCGGUGAGUAGAAGAACUGACAGUUCCUCGACGGGAUAUAGCGACGGUGAGACCGAAAGCGAAACACCGAGCGCCGUGCAAAGUGCUCCACCUGUUUUCAACACGAGUCCACCGUUCGUCAGUUCGCGCGACAUGAAGUAUCACUCCACCAACGUAAAUCUGACGCACAGUCCGAAUUCGGAUAUCUGGCGUCGUAGAGUAGAUUACUCGCCCGCCAAUUACAGCGACUACUUUAUGUCGGUACCUCAGAAAGCAACUGUUACCCGUUCUCCGAACGUUUCUCAUUACAAGAAUGUGGCGGAUAGCGUUUUUGAACAAGCCCGACCGGAGAAGCCCAACGAAGCAGCGAAUUAUAAUGUCAAACUCGACACGAGCGAUCGCUUCGUUCAGAUGGAAAGCUUGGCGAGCAGCAAGCAACAACGUGGACUCAAUGACAACAAUGUAGCUAAUGAGCGAAUGGAAAAUAUUCCGAUAUCGCCGACAAAGCGAGAUCAUACCAAGCACGGAUCUGCCAAGAAUAUCAAAGAUCUUAGCUAUUUGCGGCGACAAAACUCGGAAGGAGAUACUGCGCUGAAAGUCGUGGACGUCAACGAUGACAGUGCUUUGAAGAGCACUUUAUUAAGAGGAUCAUCCCCAAAUGAAAAGAACUCACGUUCGAAGGAGAAAUACGAGCCAGACGUGCCGGUGAGAAACGCAAGACGAAAUAGACCUUCGAGAGAGGUUCAGUGUCGAUCUAUGGGCGAGAGCGUAGUCGAAGCUAACACGGAAACGCGAAAUCUGCUUCUUGGUACGAUUAAGGAAAGCGACUUGAAUAAAACGACGAACGUAUGGUCACGAAAAGAUUAUCCACACGAGACUGCUUCUCGGUCCGUUACGGAUUGGCCCAUGAACAAGAAUGAAGCUACAUACAAGGUACAGCAGCCCGGUAAACGCAUGAGAUCUAACGCGAUCACGACUCUCGAGCUGCGAAGGAGAAACUCCGAUCCAGCUACGAAAAUUUCGGGUCUAAGUGAAGAUAAAAUAGGACAGGAUACCAGCUCGAACGACCUGAAACUCGCGCCUGGUAUGGAUCUUCUUCAAUGGAAAGGUAACGUGUUUACCUUGGCCGGCCAUCGUUUCCGAAAAGUGGCGAGAUUUGCUAAGGACGAUGUAUGCGUGUGUUGCCAUGAGAAAAUGGACGCGUUUGUGACGCAAGGCUACAAAUGUGUCGACUGCAAGCAGCUAUAUCAUGUCAAGUGCAUUCAAAACGGCGGAGUACUAAGAAUGCCGUGCUUAUUGGCCAACAGACGGAAAAAUAGAAAACCACCGCGCACACCGUACGAUACUACGAAACAAACAGUCACGUCCAAAUUCAGUCUAACCGGUACUUCAGCCUUCUCCGAUAGCACGGACAAAAUCAUUUCCGAUGCCAAGGAGUUAGCUCUGAUGCAAGACUUUAUCACCAAGAAGAUCUACAAAAUGCAGAGUCAAGAAGAGGGACGGAAACCGAGCGAAGUGGAUCGCGUUUUCAAGCAUGCUCUUAGGAAAUUCAAGGACGACCUGGUGAUCACGUAUAGCGUCGCCAUACAGCAAGGCGUAGAAGGUAACAUCAAGUACACCGAUUUGAUCGCCAACUUUCUUCACGUUAUGGAAACUGUCUGCAAGCAAGAAAACACGAGAGAAGAUUUCCCUGUAACGAUGGGCGUGAAUGCGUUCAGAGGUUUCAUGAAUGAAUUUAUGGCUAUGGUUAAAACUGAAGCUCUCGAAAAGCAAAGCAAGAGCAAACGGAAAAAGGAGAAGAAGCGGAAGCAGGAAGAGCCCAUACGACAUGGUAGUCACAUGUUCCAGUUGACCAUUAUCAACAUACCCACCGCUUGCGAAGUCUGCACAUCUUUCUUCAUGUGGCCUAUUGAACGAGGACUCGUGUGCCAGAAUUGUAAAUUGACAUGCCACAAAAAGUGCUACAUGAAGGCGUCAGCAGAAUGCGGCAAAGACGGUUCUCUGUCUGAAAUGAAUUCGCGCAAAGUAUUUGGUGUACCACUGUACAAGUUGGACUGCGGUGACGGCAAAGUACCACUCGUAGUAGAUCGAUUGAUCACAACUAUCGAGAUGCACGGUCUCUAUACCGAGGGCAUAUACAGAAAGAGCGGUGUCAGUUCCAAAGUGAGAGAACUCAAAAUGAAAAUGGACGAGGGCGACUUAGAGAAGGUGGAUUUCGAGAACUAUCAAGUGCAUGUGUUAGCUGCGGUGCUGAAGAGUUUUUUCAGAGACAUGCCGGAACCGCUCUUGACCUACGAAUAUUACGACGACUUUCUGCACGCGGCAAACUUGACGGAUCCGCACGAUCGAAUCAGCACGCUCUUCGCCAUACUGAAGAAAUUGCCGAAACCGAACUACGAUCUGAUGGAACGCUUGAUUGUUCAUCUGGCGCGAGUAGCGCGACACGAGGAGGACAAUAGAAUGUCACCAUCGGCUCUGGCCAUCGUUUUCGCACCGUGCAUCCUCAGAACGAACAGGACAUUGCCCGCGCAAGAUUCUCUUCAAGACGUGGGCAGACAGACGCGUUGCGUCGAAACGAUUGUGCAGGAAAAGUUGAGAGUAGUCAGAGCGACGCUAGCGGACAUAAAUACUCUCGAGUCAGCCUGUCACACGGCGACACAUCGACUCUCCAGUUUACGAUCGUCCAAGAUCUUUAGUCCAGAAGAGUUGAACGUGGCCGCCUCGACCGCUGCAGGACGGGCAGCUGCGAUGGAUCGCGACAGGGAUCGAGGAGAUGAAGAGGAAGCCCUACUCGUUGAUCAUAUACAAGAAAUCCAGAAGGAGAAGGCCCUCUUGACGUCUACUCUACCCAGUUUAACGAGAGCUUCUUCAGACGAUGAUCUCCUCUUGUCAGCCACGGAUCUAGACGAUGGAUCCCUCGACGAUCUUCUCCCAUCUUCCGCUGACGGACUCGUAAGGAAGAAGCCCGUUCAAAGGCAAAGUUCAGCAGACAAUUCGUUUCCAACGAUUAUCAAUAUGGACGACGACAUGGUAAUGGUAUGAAUAGCGUCCACGAAUAAUGUUAACGCGCAUUCUGAAUGAUCAUAGCAAUCUGAUAGAUGAUGCGAAAUAUCGUAUUAGGGCAGAGAAUCAACAACUUUAAUUGCUGGUCUUUUCAGCCGAUUGUUAAUGUGUUGAGAAACCUUUAGUGAACGCAUUAUAUAGUUCUCGUAAUUUGUUGACUCCAUUAAAAAAAAAAAGAUUUAAUUGUGCGACUGAAAUAAUUCCAUUCUCUUAUCGAAGUCAGUAGAGAUAUCUAAAACUAUUUCGUACAAUGUAUUAGGAAAAAAAAACUGCACAAAUUUUAACUUAGUCGCAUGAUUUUAUUCGCAAUGCAUUCCUUUCUUUGAAGACUGUCGAAGUAUUUAGGCGCAACGUUUCGUUCGUCUGUAGAUCCUAAAAGAAACAUUAUUAACACGCUGCUUUACACAUUUUAAAUAUAAGAGAUGAAACCACAGAAAAACUAGAAAGUAUUUAAAGAAAAGCGUACUGCUCUUAAAAAAAUCUAUAUAUAUGUAUAUAUAUAUAUAUUUUUUUUUUAGAAAUUUCUGCUUAUCAAAGUGAUGAGGGAGUCAUACCGAAUUACUUGUUUUUACAAAUUUACGUUCAUAAAAAUGUAGUUUAUUGUUGCACCGUGUUACAAUUCUCUGUAAACAUUAUUUUUUACGGAGAAUCUUUCUAAUAUGUGUAGAUGCGCUGUUCCUUAAUAACUAUUUGUUUAGCGUUAGUAGAUCUGUCACUUCAAAAUCAUCUCUUCCUAAAGGAUCUACUUGUCACGUUCGAGUAGAAUCGAUAAUCGACCGCUUUGUGAAUUCCUGUGCGAGAUGUUUUUACUAUAUUUCGUUACGAUGUCUGACGACGAUAGCCGAUUUAAAACGUUAGGUUUAGGCGCAGGAAUUUAAGAGACGACCAAGAGAGAAAGAGGAAACCAAAACAUAGUUUGUACAUAUUAUGCAAUAUAACAAUUUCGUAAUAAUCUGUUAUUAUUGUUGAAUUUACGCGAGAGACAUUUAACGAGAUUAUAUUUCUACUGUCGAUAUUCGUUGUAGGGAUAACCACGUCGUUAUCGGGUCUCUACCGGUUUUAGUUUCUUCUCUGGAUCGAUUUUUACUUAACGCGUUUUUUUUCUCAUGCUCAGAUGCGUCCCAGAGACAUGUGUGCGUAUAUGUAAAUAAAACGCACAUUACAUACAAGUACUUAUGUACAUAACAAAUUCGCGCGCGCGAGAACUAAUCAAACUUGUUCGCUCGAAAUUUAUUGCAUUUUUUUUAAAUUUUGUUUUAAUUUAUAAUAUAUAUAUAUUAUAUACAUAUAUGUAUGUUACUCAGUGUGUCUUAGAUCUUUAUUGAUUCGUUUUUCACGACUUUGCCACGCCGCGCCGUCUCCUUCGUCCAUUCGUACGAAUUCGUAACUCGUGCCACUUCGUGCGCAAUAGCCUGACGAUUGUGAGAAAAUCGACAAUGUGAAAGGAAAGGGGUGAAAGAGAUUUCGAUCUCGCGUAAUAGAAGUCUCUGUCCAAUAAGGAUAAUCAGAUCAAGUCCCCACUUACGUACCACGAACUUAAUUGAAUUCCCUUGCGAAUUAAUAGUUACGCUUGAUGAUGAUCCCGGAUAGAAUUGGUCAGUGAAUUGAGUCCUACCUUUUAUUUCUUUUCCCGGCUUCGGUUAGCAAUCGAGUAUAACGAUAUUUUCAAUUAUAAUGGAUACAGCGGAUGUGGAUAGAAAAUUUAUCAUUACGGCCGCGAGGGGGUGACCUAUAUAAAUUUUUUAUUCAUUAUUUCUGAUCGCAUACAUCAUACGUUCUGUUGCAUCCAAUCACCAAAGACUCGUACGCGCAGUUGUUUUUUCAUUCUUGUAUUUACGUCAAUCCCCGAUAGUUUCUUUUUUUUCUUUUUUUUUUUUUUUUUUUACUUUGCGUGCAUCGUCCGCUUUUUAAUACUGAAGCGUCCUAUAUUUUUAAUUGCCUUCGCGUAAUACUUUAAAAGAAUGAAACUUAUAUUUCCGUCCUUUCUCGACUCUACAGUUACGUUUGUGCCGCAGGUUGUUUUAAGUUUCGCGUAUCGGCAAUCGAUGAUGUGGUAAAAACUUCUUUUUCCGUUCAAUUAAAUCCCGUCUUUGAGUACUGGACUAUGCGCGACUUUUAUCCGGAUAACUUUUAGGAUUAAGUCGAAUAAUUAAAAAAAAAAAAAAAGAAAAAGAAGGAAAA
This is a messenger RNA of Temnothorax curvispinosus, 10444 nucleotides long. RefSeq names its product unconventional myosin-IXb-like. Bases 1403 to 8242 code for a protein of 2279 amino acids. Lineage: Eukaryota; Metazoa; Arthropoda; Insecta; Hymenoptera; Formicidae. Gene Ontology annotation, cellular component: myosin complex. Gene Ontology annotation, molecular function: GTPase activator activity; protein binding; ATP binding. The transcript has 15 exons. The record is from RefSeq and is a predicted model, not a curated record. Gene Ontology annotation, biological process: intracellular signal transduction.